CAGACGGACCAGACCAGGGACCAGAGAGGGGCUGCUGGACCGAAGACAGGUUCUUCCAGGCCUCGUGGCCCCCAGGCCUGAGCGGGCGCACACAGGUGUACACUGUCCACGUGAGGAGCCGUCACCAUGAAUUGGGCCUCCCUGCAGGGCCUCCUGAGUGGGGUGAACAAGUACUCCACAGCGCUGGGCCGCAUCUGGCUGUCCGUGGUGUUCAUCUUCCGGGUGCUGGUGUUCGUGGUGGCGGCUGAGGACGUGUGGGACGACGAGCAGAAGGACUUCGUCUGCAACACCAAGCAGCCUGGCUGCCCCAACGUCUGCUAUGAUGAGUUCUUCCCCGUGUCCCAUGUGCGCCUCUGGGCCCUGCAGCUCAUCCUGGUCACGUGCCCUUCGCUGCUGGUGGUCAUGCAUGUGGCCUACCGUGAAGAGCGAGAGCGGAGGCACCGCAAGAAACAUGGACCCAACGCCCAGGCCCUGUAUGACAACCCAAACAAGAAGCGGGGCGGGCUCUGGUGGACAUACCUCCUGACCCUCAUCUUUAAGGCCGCUGUGGACUCUGGCUUUCUCUACGCCUUUCACGUCCUCUACCAGGGGCAUUACGACAUGCCCCGCGUGGUGGCCUGCUCCCAGGCACCCUGUCCCCACACGGUGGACUGCUUCAUCUCCCGACCCACCGAGAAGAAGAUCUUCACCUACUUUAUGGUGGCCACCGCUGUGGUCUGCAUCCUGCUCAACCUCAGUGAGGUCAUCUACCUGGUGAGCAAGAGGUGCCUGGAGAUUUUUAGCUCCAAGCGCCAGUGGUCUCGGCACCAGAGUCGCCUGCAUGAUUCGUGCCCACCGUAUGCCCUCUCCCAGGCAGAGCACCCCCAGGAUGGGAACUCUGUCCUAAUGAAGGCCAGGUCGGCCUCGGUGGAUACAGGAUUUGCCCAUUGCAGGAGCUCCACGCAACGGCAGGAUUCCCUUCGCCCCUUCCCACCGGGGUUCUCCAAGGUGCACGUGCUGCCUCCGAGGAGGACACAGCCUGAGACAGCAGGAGGCCGUGGAGGACCCGUCGCGCUGGCAAGGCAGGUCCCCAAGGGUGCCCCCUCGCGGGGUCGGGGGCCGGGCACGGAUGGUGACCUGCAGGGCGUGGGCGCAGUCUCAGCGCGUGGGUGAGUCGUGAAUGCAGCCCGUCCCCAGCCACGGCACUGGACGGUUUACAGUGCUUCACGCCCCUAAUCUCAUUGGAGAC
This is a messenger RNA of Phyllostomus hastatus (greater spear-nosed bat), 1228 nucleotides long. It is a transcript of the gene GJB4, whose product is annotated as gap junction protein beta 4. The record is from RefSeq and is a predicted model, not a curated record. Gene Ontology annotation, molecular function: gap junction channel activity. Lineage: Eukaryota; Metazoa; Chordata; Mammalia; Chiroptera; Phyllostomidae. Gene Ontology annotation, cellular component: connexin complex. The coding region runs from base 127 to 1152 and encodes 341 amino acids. The transcript has 3 exons. Gene Ontology annotation, biological process: cell communication.